This is a messenger RNA of Psylliodes chrysocephalus, 998 nucleotides long. The record is from the annotation of a GenBank genome assembly. NCBI's taxonomy places the organism in Eukaryota, Metazoa, Arthropoda, Insecta, Coleoptera, Chrysomelidae.
UUUUUAUUAAUGGUAUGCGUGAAAGUAAUUUAGUGUGCAUUAAAUCAUAGAAUUAGGCAGUAUGAAUUAAUUAUUUUAAUAUAGUACUGUGUGUGAUGUGAGUUAAUAAUCAGAAUGGAAAAGAUACUGUGUUGGACAUUUAUUCUCAUUGCUGGUCUUUGUUUGUUUGUUUCAGCCAAUGAAGAAGUGAUAAUUAAUGAAUUAUUUGAAACUAAGCUAGCAAAAGAAGUUAAUGUCCCAUUCCAGGUAUCUCUUUAUACAAAUUACAACGAUGAAUUUCUAUGUGGCGGAACUAUCGUUUCUUCUAACAAAGUACUUACUGUAGCACAUUGUUUGUACUAUGGUUGGGGCGGUAUAAUGCCUCCCAUCAUAUUAACGGUAAAAGCGGGUAGAACUAAUCUAUUUUCAGCGACUUCUCGAAAUUAUGACGUUACUAAGGUAACGUUUCAUAAAAAUUUCGAUUCAUCGAGCAUGGACUAUAAUUUAGCUAUGAUACAGGUAUCCACGAAUUUUAUAACUGAUGAUGCAGAUGUACGAGAAAUAUCUUUAGCGAAAGACUCUGCUGUCUCCAGUAAUUGUAUGGUUGCAGGAUGGAAUCAGAAAACUGGUGCUCUGGAUGAAGCAAUGUUUACCAUGCGUAGUUGUGAUGUUACCGGAAAAGUAUGUGCCGGCAAUGCCAAUGCAUCUAAUACUUCUUGUGAGUUUUCCCUUGGCAGCUCAUUGGUUUGCGAUGAAAAUCUCAUAGGAAUUUUAUCUUUCAAGCCUGAAUGCAUUAGUAAUGAUCCAUGGAUUUUUGAAAAUGCAAGGGAUGCUUUCGAUAUGUUAGGAAUAGAAGACAAUUCAACUUCAUCAGUAUCUGUCGUCCAGAAUGUUAAAUAUCAAGGUUUAUUUAACAUACUAAUCGUUUUGUUUUCAUUUCUAUUAAUUAUAAUGUCUUAAAAUUACAUGUGAUAUAUUUUAUUAAUGAAUAUUGUAAAUAUAUAUUGUAUAUAUUAUAA